Molecule: messenger RNA, 1583 nt
Organism: Agelaius phoeniceus (red-winged blackbird)
Lineage: Eukaryota; Metazoa; Chordata; Aves; Passeriformes; Icteridae
Gene: ISY1
Product: ISY1 spliceosome associated protein
Biological process (GO): generation of catalytic spliceosome for second transesterification step
Source: RefSeq, a predicted model, not a curated record
CACCCGAUCCUGCGCGAGCGGGGCGCGCAGGCGCACUGGGGAGCGGGACCGGGUUCAGUUCCGGGGCUUGGAGCUGCUGCGUGCGCGGCGCGUUCGGCGGGACCGAGGGGCUGAGGGCACGGCGGGACCAUGGCUCGCAACGCGGAGAAGGCCAUGACGGCCUUGGCAAGGUUUCGGCAAGCUCAGCUGGAGGAAGGAAAAGUCAAGGAGCGAAGGCCUUUCCUUGCCUCAGAGUGCAAUGAGCUGCCCAAAGCUGAGAAAUGGAGGAGACAGAUCAUUGGGGAGAUUUCCAAGAAAGUGGCACAGAUCCAAAAUGCUGGAUUGGGUGAAUUCAGAAUUCGGGACCUGAACGAUGAAAUAAACAAACUCCUGAGGGAGAAAGGACACUGGGAAUACAGAAUAAAGGAGCUGGGAGGUCCAGAUUAUGCUAGGAUUGGCCCAAAAAUGUUAGAUCAUGAAGGGAAAGAGGUCCCAGGAAACAGAGGCUACAAAUACUUUGGGGCUGCAAAGGAUUUGCCAGGAGUAAGAGAACUUUUUGAAAAGGAACCCCUGCCACCCCCACGGAAGACUCGGGCUGAGCUGAUGAAGGACAUUGAUGCUGAGUACUAUGGCUACAGGGAUGAGGAUGAUGGCAUUCUGGAGCCCCUGGAGCAGGAGCAUGAGAAGAAAGUUAUAGCAGAAGCAGUGGAAAAGUGGAAGAUGGAGAGAGAAGCACGACUUGCAAGAGGUGAGGAGGAGGAGGAAGAAAACAUCUAUGCUGUCCACGAGGAAGAGUCUGAUGAGGAAGGUGGCAAGGAGAGAGAAGGUGAAGACGGCCAACAGAAAUUUAUUGCACAUGUUCCAGUGCCAACUCAACAGGAGAUUGAGGAAGCUCUUGUACGAAGAAAGAAGAUGGAGCUGCUGCAGAAGUACGCCAGUGAAACCCUCCUGGCCCAGAGCGAGGAGGCAAAGACACUGCUGGGAUUGUAGCAGUGCACAGUGUCCUGCUUGUGGGGAAUCCCUCUGAAAGCAGCAGGCUCCUGAGUUCUGGUAGCAGUGGGUUUUAGCUCUGCAAGUUCCUUUGGAUGUGGAGCAGGCUGCUGGGAUUACAGCGUGGUGUGCUGGAAAGGGUCAAACCUUGGUGAACUCGUCUGUGCUUCUGACAGCUGCCUUGAGUACUUGCAGUUUGGGACAGGGUCUGUGCUGUGGGGCCUCCUGCAGAUAGAACCACACCCAGUGAGCUCCUCAAUCCUGGAAGAAAACCCAUGGUGUUCCUGCCAUCCUGUCUGCUCUGUAAGUGUGCACAUCUUCUCGUGCUGGGUAUUGUUGAGCUGAGAAGUAACUCACACUAUUACACUUGCUUCAUUUGCCAGAAUAACCUGGAACCUGUCUAGAGGGGCCUUGAAGGCAGAUUUUAGGAGUGACCUUGGAGCAGAUUUAAUUCUUUCUAAAACACAUGCAAUGUCUAAAACCUGUUACCUUUUUUGUGGUUUGUAACUGUGCCCGGAUGAAUUGCUUAAAUGCUGGAUAUUCCAGCAGCUACUGUAAAAAACUUUGCAAUACUUUGUUCAAAUAUUUUUUAUUAAAACUUAUUUACAACCUGA